CGGCCGCGGAGGAGGAUCGUGCUGCACCCUUUUCUUCUGCUCACAGCGCAGAUCACUCCGCACAGGUAACUACCGCCAGAGACCGGAAGCGACGGAGGACCCGAGCACAGAUUGAAGAUCCAGGCUGAAUCCCUCUGAUGGCGUGCCGAUCUCCUCCCCACCAGAGAGGCUGAGUCUGAAUAGCGCCCUAGACCGUCCUCUUAGUGCUUCCUGUCUGCAGCCCCACUCUGAUCCUCAACAUGGACACGGAGACCGAGGACACCGCAGGAUGCUACUACAACCGCACCGUCAAGUUCUUCUACCAUCAGAGUGGCAAGAACAUUAGCGACCACUGGCGCAGCCGCGACUAUGUGGUCGUCACCCUGGGCAUGACGGUCUGCUUCAUCGUCAUCUUCUCCAACCUCCUGGUCAUCGGCGCCAUUUUGAAGAACCGACGCUUUCACUUCCCCAUCUACUACCUGCUGGGUAACCUGGCAGUGGCGGACCUCUUCUCAGGCGUCUCCUACCUCCACCUCAUGUUCCACACCGGUCCCUGGACCAUCAAGCUGUCCAAGUACCGCUGGUUUGUGCGUCAGGGCCUGAUCGACACCAGCCUGACGGCGUCCGUGCUCAACCUGCUGGCCGUGGCCGUGGAGCGCCACCAGACCAUCUUCAACAUGCAGCUGCACAGCAAGAUGAGCACCCGCCGCGUCUUCAUCAUCAUGAUCUUCAUCUGGCUGGUGGCCAUCCUCAUGGGCCUGGUCCCCACCAUGGGCUGGCACUGCCUGUGCGACCUGGAGAACUGCUCCACCAUGGCGCCGAUGUACAGCCGCAGCUACCUGGUGUUCUGGGGCGUCCUCAACCUGCUCACCUUCUCCAUCAUGGUGGCCGUCUACACCCGCAUCUUCCUCUACGUCCGGCACAAGAGCCAGCAGAUGUCUCAGCACACCAGCCAGAUGAGACACCGAGAGACGGUGCUGAACCUGAUGAAGACAGUCUCCAUGAUCCUGGGCUGCUUCGUGCUCUGCUGGACUCCCGGCCUCGUGAUUCUUCUUCUGGACGGUCUGGGCUGCGACAGGUGUACCGUGCUGGUCUACGAGAAGUACUUCCUGGUGCUGGCCGAGUGCAACUCCUUAGUGAACCCCAUCAUCUACUCCUUCAGGGACAAGGACAUGAGGAGGACCUUCAAGGAGAUCCUGUGCUACGUGUGCCGGCGCCGCGGCGACCACAAGAGCAUCUCCGGAGUUCACUUUAACACCAUGGAGCAAGAGAACUAUAAGUCUCGUGCCAACGAUCCCACAGACAGGAGCAACGGGAUGCCUCUCAUCCACAGCGGCUCGGAGUCCGCCGCCGCCGCCGCCUCAGAAACCUGACAGGAAUUCAAACCAGCGGAGACGUGAAGACGCUGACGGUCCUAAACUGUUUACUCUUUAAGACGGACUGGACUUCUAACUGUGCUUCAUUAAGAAGAACGUCUAAUGACGGAGGACGUCUCUUCUGAAUUAAAGGAAGACGGAGACGCAAACAAACUGAGGGGACGUGAAAUAUGAGACUUUACAUAUGAUGUCAUCAAGAACUGUAGUUCUACCAGUCUCAGAUUCUGCCUCAUGGUCUCAUCCUCUCGAUGGACUCGUGUGUUUGUGAGCUGAGACCAAAGCGGUUCUUGUUUGCGGUUCUGAGUGUCUCCAUUAUUUUGUCCACCCCGGUCCCAGUAACAGGACGACAUGUUCAGACAAGUUCUGCUGAUGGAAACCAGUUCUGGACUCUCUGAAGGAUUAAAGGUUGUAAAUAACCGAUUUGUUUAACGGCGAUCAUUUACCAAUAUUUUAUUCAUCAGUCACAUAAUAAUAAUAAUAAUAAUAAUAAUAAUAAUAUUAUUAUUAUUAUUAUUAUAUUAUUAACCAGGUCUUUAAAGCUGCAGAGCUUCCAGACUGACAUCCAUCUGUGCUGCUGCUCUUAAAUCAGAUCUGAGAACAGCUGACCAGGUUUCGUUGAUGCGUUUUGUUUUAUUAGUGAUAUAAAUGUAAACACUUGGAUUAUUUGAUUUAUGAUCAUCAACAAAUGUUUGAACUAUCAGUGAAAAUAUGUUUAUCUGAUGGUUUUCUCAUAAAGGCUUAUGACUGGUCUUUAUUAAUGCAUUAUUACCAUUAAUAAAGCAUUAGUUAGAUGAUAAUAGGUUUAUGAUUCUGUUUAGAUGCUUUUAACAGAUAUUUAAAGUUUUUAACUGAAUAUUUGCCUUUUGUUGUAGUUGCUUUAAGGGUUGAGAUCCCGUUUUUUCCCAUAAUGCAUCAGAAGCAGCUGCGUCCUCCAUGUUUUUUUCUUGCUAACGCUGUUGUUUUAACGACAACAUAUUCUCAGCUGAUCGUGAUGUAAAACUUUCUUCGUGAUCACAUUGUACAGAACUUACAGUCACGUAGAAAGGUUUAAACAGCAACAAGGGCAGAUUUCUGUUUGAUGAGAACCUUUAUUAUAACCUUCAUUAAAAC
Messenger RNA from Anoplopoma fimbria (sablefish), 2465 nucleotides. It is a transcript of the gene lpar2b, whose product is annotated as lysophosphatidic acid receptor 2b. Gene Ontology annotation, cellular component: membrane. Gene Ontology annotation, biological process: G protein-coupled receptor signaling pathway. Gene Ontology annotation, molecular function: lysophosphatidic acid receptor activity. NCBI's taxonomy places the organism in Eukaryota, Metazoa, Chordata, Actinopteri, Perciformes, Anoplopomatidae. The transcript is spliced from 5 exons. The record is from RefSeq and is a predicted model, not a curated record. Bases 240 to 1352 code for a protein of 370 amino acids.